Diabrotica virgifera virgifera (western corn rootworm) is the source of this 2043-nucleotide messenger RNA. Its product is annotated as putative leucine-rich repeat-containing protein DDB_G0290503. The record is from RefSeq and is a predicted model, not a curated record. Bases 91 to 1923 code for a protein of 610 amino acids. NCBI's taxonomy places the organism in Eukaryota, Metazoa, Arthropoda, Insecta, Coleoptera, Chrysomelidae. The transcript has a single exon.
CUUCAAUGUCAGCGUCUUUAUUACAUAUUUAUGAUGUGUGUACACUACUAAAUUACAGCCUUUUUAAAACCUAAAAUCUCUACCAUCAAUAUGAUCGUUGAUUAUGAUAGAACGUCUUCCAUGGAUCUAACAACUAAUCCAGAUUUCAGAAACGAAUCCUUUUUAUCUAUUUUAGACAACAAAAACCAAAUAAUCAGUAGUUUGAAACAUCGACUAGAAAACCAGAAGUUGCAGAUAUUAUAUUAUUUAAAAAAAGAAAUAGACUAUCCAAAAAUUAUAGACCUUUCUCGUACGUGUACCUCAGAAACCAGUGAAAGUUUGCCUGUAUCACUAGCUUUAGAACAUUUUAAAAAAGAACAUAACAUCAAAAGUAAUUUAUCUUCAUUGUAUGACUAUAUGAAAAACGUUGAUAGUAAGCUCCUAAACAAUUUGAAUUCUCAAGAAUAUUUAUUAAAAACACUUGUUGAAACACUUAUCGAAAUAAUCAGAAAUUCGGAAAAAAAUGGUUUGCACACUACUCCAAUUAUAACGAAAAGUUCUUUUUGGAUAGAUUUGUUCAACGAUCUUUUGAAGGCAACAAUUGGGCUAAGAAAAAAUCUACAUUCGUUUCAGAUUAGUUGUAACAAUUUGGUAGUGCUAGAAGAUGAAAGAAAUAGUCUUGUUGAACAAGUUCUUUGUUUAACACCAGAAGAAAGAUUAAAUUUCAAUAUUUUAAUGACCAUUAAGCAAGAACAGAUAGAAUUAGACAAAAAGAGUUUGGAGCUGAGAAAGCAACAAGAAAAUUAUAAAGAACUGAGAAUCCUCAACGCUAUAGAAGAAGACGUGUCUGGUUUGCAAAAGGAGAUUAAUAUGUCUAUAGAUGAAGCAAAUAAAUUGUCCUAUGUCGGAAAUUUAAUAAAUAAUCUUCACAAAGAUGCCAAGAUGUUAUUGGACGUUACAAGAAAAUAUGAUAGAGCUGAUGAAUACAAAUCUUUCAUAAUCAACCUAAUAAAAAUAGCAAUUUCAAAUGGGGAAUUACGUACUAAUAACAAAGAAGAAUUAAGCCUCUUUCAGGCUAUUAAAACUGAAUUCCAGAGUAUACAAAAACAAUUAAAAGAAGACUUAACGCAUAUUAAAGAUAAGUAUGAGUGCAUCAAGGAUAGGCUACAUACCGUCCUGCAAGAAAAAAAUGAGCUAAAGAUAAUAAAUAAUGAACUAGAAUGUCUUAUAAAAUAUAUGGAAAAGAGCCAUGUUCAUGAAAUCAAUUCUUUAAAACAAGAAAGUGACAAACUCAAAACACAAUUAGAGGAUUUAAAAGUACAUAAAGGUUCAAACAAUGAUCCUCUUACUACAUUAUCAUCAAACAUUCCAAGAAAAGACACAGAAAUGAAAAAAACCAUAAAACUAUUAGAAAAAAAGUUAUCUGUUAUGACCGAGACAAUUGCUAAGCAAAACCAAGAGAUUCUUCGUCGAGGUGAAACGAUAGAAGACCUUAAGAGGUCUUGUAAAAGAGCAAAUAAGGAAUCUAUUGGUGUCCAGCAUGGUUCUAAAAAAGAUUCUACUAGUACUCAACGUUUAGAGAAAAGUGCUGUCACUGUGAAAAGUACUGUAGGUCCAGAAGAAAAACUUAAUUUUAAGACACCUGUAGCAAGCCUAAACAAGUCUUCAGGACGGUCAUCUAAAAAAAAAUUGCUCGUCAAAAAAUCUGUUAAUAAAGACGUAAAAUUAAAUAAAAGCUCAACUUCACAUUCUAACUCUACUCAUACUAAAAACAGUGAUAAAAAAUACACUGAAAAAAAGGUCGAAAGUAGUGAUAAUGUGAUAGAACUAAUGAAGGACUGUUCCCGUGAGAGUGUUCCUGAUUUUUGUUCACCAGUACGUGCAACGAUUGGUUCAGAAAGAAAGUGUUCACGAAGUGUAGAAGUUUUAAGAACGAACAACUAACGACAUCCAUCAUAAGAAGAAUAUGUUUAUGACUCAAAUAUUUUCUUACGUUUAACGUAUAGAAGUCAUAAAAAAUCUUAAAAUAAUAAACCAUUUUUUUCAUAUGACUUACCAACUGUU